This is a messenger RNA of Daphnia carinata, 4549 nucleotides long. It is a transcript of the gene Cht7, whose product is annotated as probable chitinase 10. Bases 16 to 3291 code for a protein of 1091 amino acids. Gene Ontology annotation, cellular component: extracellular region. Lineage: Eukaryota; Metazoa; Arthropoda; Branchiopoda; Diplostraca; Daphniidae. The transcript has 15 exons. Gene Ontology annotation, biological process: carbohydrate metabolic process; chitin catabolic process. The record is from RefSeq and is a predicted model, not a curated record. Gene Ontology annotation, molecular function: hydrolase activity, hydrolyzing O-glycosyl compounds; chitin binding.
CCGAGUUAACCGAAAAUGAAGGUUGCCGCUUUCAAAGGAUGCCAACACUUGAGGAUAGGGCGGCUGGCGGCUCUGGUAGCCGUCUUCCUUCUCGUUUUGGCGCUCAUCACGGCCACCGUAGACGCUGAAUCAAAAGUACGCCGGCCGUUGAGAAGGAGAGAUCCCCUAUCGGCCGCGGCCAGCGUGGGCAACAGCGUCGUGCGCAACCGUCUCAUCCGACCGACGAAGAAACCGUUCGGAUCGACGACAAUUGCCAGCGCCGAAAAGGAAGAGACUGGUGCGACGGAGCCGACGCCGUUCAUCCGACGGCCGGGCGGCGGAUUAACUCGACCGUCGUCCACCACUUCGGCGCCGACUGGCGCACCCACCACGACGCCAAAGAGCAUUUUCCAGCGUCCAUCGCGGCGACCGGGCAUGCGCAAACCCGUCGCCCCUGGCGGACUGUCGACGGCCUUAAGCAACAAGAACGACGACAAGAAUGUGGUGAGGCCAGUAGGCAGCGGCAACGCCGACAAGGGCUACAAAAUCGUCUGCUAUUUCACCAAUUGGGCUCAAUACCGUCCGAAAACGGGCAAAUACCUCCCGGAAGAUAUCGAUCCCCAUCUCUGCACCCACAUCAUCUACGCUUUCGGAUGGAUGAAGAAAGGCAAGCUGAGCUCGUUGGAGGCCAACGACGAGUCAGUCGACGGCAAGGUCGGCCUCUACGAGCGCAUGAUGGCCCUCAAAAACAGCAACCCGGACCUCAAGGUUCUGCUCGCUAUCGGUGGAUGGACGUUCGGCACGGCCAAAUUCAAGGAGAUGUCGGCCACCCGUUACGCUCGACAGACCUUCGUCUUUAGCGCCAUACCGUUCUUGCGCCAACACGGAUUCGACGGACUCGAUCUCGAUUGGGAGUACCCGAAAGGAGCCGAUGAUAAACGCAACUUUGUUUCCCUUUUGAAAGAAUUGCGCGAAGCCUUCGAGGCGGAAUCGCAGGAAUUCAAGCGUCCUCGUCUUUUGUUGACGGCCGCCGUCCCCGUCGGGCCGGACAACAUCAACGGAGGCUACGACGUUCCGGCCGUGUCCAGUUACCUGGACUUUAUCAACGUCAUGGCCUACGAUUUCCACGGCAAAUGGGAGAACACGGUCGGUCACAACGCUCCGCUCUUCUCGCCUUCGUCCGACUCUGAAUGGCGCAAACAGCUGUCCGUCGACCACGCUUCCAAUUUGUGGGUCCGACUCGGCGCUCCCCGUGAGAAGCUCAUCAUCGGAAUGGGCACUUACGGCCGCUCUUUCACGCUGACUGAUCCGAACCGAUUCAUCGUCAAUGAACCGGCCAGCGGCGGCGGCACGGCCGGCGUCUACACCCGUGAAGCCGGCUUCCUCGCCUAUUACGAGGUUUGCGAAAUGCUGAGAUCGGGCAAAGCCACUUACAUUUGGGACGAUGAAAUGCAAGUGCCUUAUCUGGUGAUGGGCGAUCAAUGGGUCGGUUUCGACGACGAAAGGGCCAUUCGCAACAAAAUGAGCUGGAUCAAAAAGAAUAACUUUGGCGGCGCCAUGGUGUGGACCCUGGACAUGGACGAUUUCACCGGCACCGUUUGCGGCAACAACGUCAAAAAUCCGCUCAUUGGAGCUAUGAGGGAGGAAUUGCGAGGCGUCCCCCGACCGGGCAAAGACGUCGACUGGGCCCAAGAAGUGCCCACCAUCUCCCUUACGGCUACCACUCUCCCACCGCCCAUUCAAAUUUCGUUAUCGGACAUACUCAACAAAGUGUCAACAAAGAAGCCGCAAUUGAUCUUGCCCAACAUUCCAAAUGCAGCGCCCGUCAACGGUAGCAACGCGAAAACGAUUUGUUAUUACACCAGUUGGUCGGCCAAUCGACCUGGUUUGGGCCGUUUCACUCCGGAGGACGUCAAUGUUGAGUUGUGCACUCAUUUGGUUUACGCAUUCGGAGCGCUGAAGGAUUACAGACUUUCGCUCGUUGGCGGCGACAGUGGCAUCAAGCAGAAUGCCGAUUCUGGUAACAGGAAGCCACGUCAGCGUGUCAGCGUGGCCGUCGAAGGUGACGCAACAGACGUUCACGCUCGCAUCCAAAACCUGCGAACGAAAAACCCUGAACUGAAAAUCAUCUUGGCCAUCGGCGGCUGGGCUGUCGGAUCCGGCCCGUUCAAGGAGCUCACCUCCAACAUCUUUCGCAUGAACCAGUUUGUCUACGAUUCGACCGAGUUUCUGCGUGCCAACAAUUUCGACGGAUUGGACAUUGAUUGGGAGUACCCUAGGGGUGCGGACGACCGGGCGUCCUUCCUCAACCUUAUUAAAGAGCUCCGAUUAGCUUUCGAGGGUGAAGCCGUUACCAACAAAUUGCCACGUCUCUUGCUGACGGCUGCCGUGCCGGCCAGCCCAGAAGCCAUCGCUGCAGGUUACGACGUCCCUGAAGUCGUCAAGUAUGUCGACUUUCUCAACGUCAUGACCUACGACUUCCAUGGGCACUGGGAGGGCCAGGUCGGUCACAACAGUCCACUCUUCCCUCUGGAAACGGCCGCCAGCCAUCAAAGGAAGCUCACUGUCGAUUACGGAGCACGUGAAUGGGUCAAACUCGGAGCUCCAGCUGAGAAAAUUAUGAUCGGUAUGCCCACAUUCGGCAGGACGUUCACAUUGGCCGAUUUAUCUAAAUUCGACAUCGGUUCGCCAGCCAGCGGCGGUGGAAUUCCAGGCCCUUAUACUUCCGAAGCUGGUUUCUUGGCUUACUAUGAGGUGUGCGAUUUCCUCCAAGAAGACAACACGACUCUCGUCUGGGACAACGAACAACAGGUGCCGUUCGCUUACCGUGACGACCAAUGGGUCGGAUUCGACGACGAGCGCAGUCUUCGCACUAAAGUGAGCUGGUUGAAGGAACAAGGUUUCGGCGGUGCUAUGCUCUACUCUCUCGAUAUGGACGACUUCCGUGGACACUGCGGCUCGGGACGUUACCCGUUGCUUAAGGCCGCCCGCCAGGAGCUGACGGCCGAUAAUUACCAAGUGCAGUUCGUCUACGACGGACCUUACGAGCGAUCGGCUUCCAGUCUCAUCACGUCCAGAGCAGCAGCCAAAGAUCCUAACGUAUUAACGUGCGACGAAGAACUCGACGGCCACAUCUCUUAUCAUCCAGAUAAAGCCAACUGCGCCAUGUACUACAUGUGCGAAGGUGAACGCAAACACCACAUGCCCUGCCCAGUCAAACUCGUCUUCAAUCCGUCGCAAAACGUUUGCGAUUGGCCGGAAAAUGUACCAGGGUGUGAGACACAUUUUACUGCGGGAACUGGCCGAAGAUAAAAACAACUGAUUCACAGACACAAAUGGCUGAGCGUCUGGUUGCCCUCUAUUUCCUUUUUGUUUUUGUUUUUCAAAAUUAGAAACAACCGCACAAGAAACACAUUCACACGAACACUACAGCUCCGGCGCAAUUUUUCUACCCUCCGUUUCUAUGUUCGUAAUUGGGUGAUGAUAUAUUCAAGUCCUCUACGACUGUAGGUCUACAUUUUUUUAAUGUUUUUCGUGUCCAUAUGCGUGGUGAUAUAGCCCGUCGUUUCCAGUGCCUUCAUUUUGGUUUCUGUUUAUAUAAUUUUCCUUUUAUUUUUUUUUUUUUUUUGAACGUAAGAAGACAAAAAAAAAACAAAAAAACAAUCGGGUUGCGUCUGCACGCAGUGAGGAUAGAAAGAAGAAAGCGAAGCUGAUCACUCGACAAUUAACUCGGCUACUUUUCCAUCCUAUCCCCCUGUUUCUAUUUUUUGUCCAGAAAUUUUGUGAUUUUCUUAUUUUUCUAGUACGUUCACUAAUUGAUAUCGAUGGGAUGAUUUUUGGAAAUUUUAAGAAAUCUCUCCCUUCCGCCUGGACCACCUUACUAUCAUUUUCUCCUAUAAAUUACCUACAAUCAACGUGUUGCGAUAUUCGAUCGGAUGUGGCAAAUAAUAACCAUAACCUAACAAGACGUGAACGUUGGAAAAAUGUCUGGUCGACACCUGAUGAUCCUCUGAUUUUUUUUUUAUGAUUUUUUUUUUUAUUCUCAGAAAUGAACAAGAAUUGAAAUUUGAGGCAACAAAUUGAUAUAGUGUACAUAUAACCGAAAUACGAAUUAAGCGUGCUGCUGAUGCGGAAACAAAAAAAAAAGAAAAUCAUAUUCUUGUUUUGGUCUUGGUUUUGUCAUAUAUACUAAAGUUUUUUUUUUGUUUUCUUUUUAUUUACCUUUUUUGUGGUUUGAAUAUUUUGGGAAAUUGCUCCGCGUUGUCUUUUCAUUUCCCUUCCCUAUAUCCCCAUGGCAAAUGAUAUUUAACUUGUUUGUUUUUAGUAUUCUUUUGUUUUUCAGUUUCCUUAUAAAAAUGAAAAAAAAAAAAAGGCUAGCUACAUUUUCAGGAGGGGAAGGUUUGUUGACACACCUAUUACGUGUGCGAUCUGGCAAAAGUUAUGACACUACUGUCGAUUGAAGCCAAUCAGAGGCAUUCUUAUUUUGACAUUAUUUUUUUUCUUACCAAUUUUAUUGAAUUGUUUUUCUCAUACACGAUUGACCAUAAUACAUACCAGCGCAUUUUUUUUU